AUGAAGCAGAAAGACAUUCGUCCGGACAUAGUCACUUAUAGUUCAUUAAUUGAUGGUUUGUGUAAGCUUGGUCAGUGGGAAAAGCUUAAGACUUUUUUCACUGAGAUGGUGAACCUUAAUAUUUAUCCAGAUGUGCGCACCUUCACCAUGUUGAUUGAUGGAUUAUUCAAAGAAGGGAAAGUAGAAGAUGCCGAGGAAGUAAUGCGACACAUGAUCGGAAAAGGUGUGGAGCCUAAUGUGAUCACCCACAACGUGAUAAUAGAUGGAUAUUGUUUGCAUGGUCAAGUGGAUAAAGCGAGAAGAAUAUUUGAUAUCAUGAUAGAUGAGGGCAUUGAGCUUAACAUUAUUUGUUACAACAUACUAAUAAAUGGAUACUGUAAGAAAAAGAAACUGACCGAGGCCAUGCAAUUGUUUUGUGAAAUUUCUCAAAACGGAUCAAGACCUGAUAGUGUUACCUACAAUACUAUCUUGCAAGGUUUGUUUGACAUUGGAAGAAUAGGCUCUGCAAAAAAGUUCAUUAAUGAGAUGCUAUCUAGGGGGCCCGUACUGUAA
Messenger RNA from Lycium ferocissimum, 552 nucleotides. RefSeq names its product pentatricopeptide repeat-containing protein At3g22470, mitochondrial-like. Lineage: Eukaryota; Viridiplantae; Streptophyta; Magnoliopsida; Solanales; Solanaceae. The coding region runs from base 1 to 552 and encodes 183 amino acids. The record is from RefSeq and is a predicted model, not a curated record. Gene Ontology annotation, molecular function: protein binding. The transcript has a single exon.